AUGUCAGAUGCUGAACAGAUGCUGAUAGCCAGGCUAGCACCUACUGUGCAUGUACACCUACUGAAGCAUGGAGGUAUUGCCUCAAAGGGACAUUGCAUUGCUUUCCCACAGGCUGUGCAAGAACCAGCCACUCUUCUUCUACGCCUACCAGCAGAGGUGGAUAUCAUACGCGUGAGAAGACAAGGAAAAGAUGGUACCCAUAAGGACUUCAGGGUUAGAAGACACCGUGUUGAAGGAGCCCUUUGUUGGCUCAAGGACAACAAUCCUGCUUAUGGUGAUGUUGUUAUUGAUGGCGCUCGCAUAGAGAAUUUACCAGACGAUCGUGAGUUGCCGAAUUUGAGGACUGUUGAGUUCUCUGAAACAGAACGCAUUGAUGACCAAGGCCCUGCACCACAACAAUUGGAUGUUGGGGAAACAGACAUCACUGAUGACUCAAUAGUCUCUGGAAUUAUUCUUCCUGAGCCUGGAGUGAAUGUGCAAGCACAAGUAGAAGCAGCCAUAAAUGAAAUUGUUUCUGAACCUCCGGAAGGUGGAGCUGUAGAAGCACAAUGAAAUGUGCAACGACCAGUGAUCCCUUGGCCGACCACGGGCACAACACCAGCAUCAGAGUUUACCACCCCCUUGUUUUUUACGAUGGCAUUUCCUUGCUUGUUUCCCUAUGGAAAGGGUGAUUUCCACAUAAACCAGCCAGUGACAUGUCCUUCACUUCAUGACUGGGCAGAGCACCUGCUGUGGUACCAAGAUGGGAGGUUUGCUAGGCAUAAGGUGUGGAAGUUUUUUGUCCACAAUAUGAUCAUGAGGAAGCGUGCCCUGGAGCAGAGCUGGUUCUUUAUUGAUCAGCAACUUGGUGACCCACACAUAACUGUUGCAGACCUGCAAGAGCGACUUGCGAGAGGUGACACUUUUACCGACAAGUUGUAUUUUGGCGCAAAUCUGCGCGGUACAGCUCAGUACUGGCACCAGAGACGCAGAGAGCUUCGUGCCCUUGUGGAGUUCAUGGUCAAUAAGAAGCGUGGGUUGCCUUCGUUUUUCAUGACUGGAAGCUGUGCCGAGUUUUACUUUCCUCCUCAUAGAAGGCUACUGGAGGAGUACAUCUUGCAGACCAAAGGUGAAGAAGUCAACCUUGCUGAAGAUAGCAAUGCCCGCUUCAAGGCAGUACAAGAAAAUACUCAUGUAGUGGUGAGUUACUUUGACCUGCGUACCCAGGCAUACCAUGAGAAGGUACUGAAGCCGGUAUUUGGUGUCUCUGAUUAUUGGUACCGCUAUGAGUUUGCCAAGACCCGCGGUCAAAUUCAUUGGCACCAACUCAGCUGGAGGGAAGACAGGCAACCACAUCAGCUAUUGCAUGAAGCUCGUGAAGAUGGUUGCGAAGAGGAAGAGUAUGCAGCUAGACUUAGUCAGUGGGCAGAUGAAACCUUUGCCAUGACAGCAUUACAUCCAGCUGGCAAUGACGAAGAAGGGCAGCCAAGAAAAAACCUCUGGCCACCACCUGAGGGAACGGCUGAGCCCAUAUCAGAUGAUAGGGAUCCCUUAGUUAAGCUGCUAAUGCAGAUCGCUGCAACACAAGAUGCAAUACUGGAGGAUCAUUUGCUUUUAGUAAACAGGGUUGGACUCCACAGUUGCUCUGAUUACUGCUUGAGAACUCCUCGCCAUCCGGAGCAAGGACUGCAGCCGAGAGAACGUGUAUGUCGGAUGGAGUUUGGAAGCGAGUUCCACCCAGGGAAAAAAGUGCACAGUAAUCCGGAAAUUGUGGAAGAUCAUAACGGAGCUCCCCGCCUGGAGAUGCCUCGUGACCAUCCACGUGUGGUUCAGCAUUCUCGUUAUCAGUUACAAUCACGGAGAGCAAAUGGGGAUGUAAGCUUGAUUCUUUCCAAUUCCCCUCCAGACAAUCCUAGCACUGAUGAUAUCAUAGCGAUAAUCGACUAUGUGUGUGGAUAUGCUUGCAAAGAUAGAGAACCCACUGGUGCAACUUCUGAUCUCUUUAAGGACAUGGUAAAUGCUGUUGAUGCAGCUGAUGCAGACCAAGUGACAGGCAAGUCAAUGUGUGCUAAGAUGCUGAUAAAGACCGCGGGAAGACGAGAUAUCAGUGGACCGGAGGCAUCCUUUGAACUGAGUGCGCUGGCAUUUUGGCGAUGUAGCCGUCCAUUUACCUACUUGUCAAUGUCAGGGUCAAGGAGACUUGAACGUGAUGGUGAAACUGCAACUCGCAGCAACCCACUGGAUAAGUACCUUGCAAGACCGCAAGAUGAACACUGUUCCUGGUACCACUCUGCAUCUAAGAACGGUAAUGUUCCUGUUGUAAGUGGUGGUUCUACUCACGCAACGUGGCCACUGAAUGAAGACUACUGUAGGACCAUGCUCCUGUUACACUGGCCAAGCUGGUUUGACAUCCAAGAAGUGAAGGGGGAUGCAGAAUCUUGGAUUGAUCGCUUUAAGGACUUUUUUGCAAGUGAUGACUGUCCAACAUUUCUGAAGGCCCAAGUUGCUAAGGCACGGCGUUUUGCAGACCACCCAUAA
This is a messenger RNA of Porites evermanni, 2517 nucleotides long. NCBI's taxonomy places the organism in Eukaryota, Metazoa, Cnidaria, Anthozoa, Scleractinia, Poritidae. The record is from the annotation of a GenBank genome assembly.